Messenger RNA from Salvia hispanica, 2493 nucleotides. RefSeq names its product protein NARROW LEAF 1-like. The record is from RefSeq and is a predicted model, not a curated record. NCBI's taxonomy places the organism in Eukaryota, Viridiplantae, Streptophyta, Magnoliopsida, Lamiales, Lamiaceae.
ACAGCAGUCCACCUUGUCUCCCCUCUUCCUCUCUCUCCUCUCUCCUUCCACGAAAAUGACGAAAUCGCGCGAAAAAGAGGUCGAGGUAGGGGUCGUUUUGGAGCUUGUCGUCUAGCCGCGUGUGCUGGCCGUGGAGUUAGCCCUACAACCAAUUAUGAGCUUAGGCGCAUCGUCAAUGGAGGGGGAAUGCUCAACGUCACUCCACAGAUAAGCACACUGGAAGAGUGGACUUUCACACAAAUAAAUUCAGUUAGCUUCUCUGUAUGAAUUCAUAGUGGAAUGGUCCGUGCACUUGCUGAUUGAGAUUUCACUCCAAUAAAUUGAAGGUGGUUGUUGUGAAGCUGACUCAUGGAUAUGAAUACGGCUAAAAUGGAGUUAAGAGCCCAUAACUCCGGAUCUUUUCAGUCUGAUGAAUCAGAAGUUGGUUUGGAGAGGAAUUACUGCAACAAUCUUAAUCUAAUUGGAUCAAGUCCACUGCCAUCACAAGCCUUUGCAUCAGGUGGCCAGAUCUCCGAGAGUAGUGCUGCUUAUUUUUCAUGGCCUGCUUGCAGGAUAGCACCUUGUGCAGAAGAUAGGGAACAUUACUUUGGGAAUCUUCAGAAAGGGGCAUUACCUGAACACUUUGGUUCUCCGAAAGGGUUGCAAGCUACUACUUUGCUUGAACUGAUGACCAUCAGGGCAUUCCAUAGCAAGAUUUUGCGGCGCGUUAGUAUGGGCACUGCAGUUGGUUUUAGGAUUAGGAAGGGCUUGUUGACAGAUAUACCAGCUAUACUUGUCUUUGUCGCUAGGAAAGUUCACAGGAAUUGGCUACGCCCUGCCUACUGCCUGCCUCAUGCUCUUGAGGGACCUGGAGGUGUUUGGUGUGAAGUUGAUGUUGUUGAAUUCUGUUACUAUGGAGCACCUGCAGCCACCCCUACAGAACAACUCUACACGGAACUUGUAGAUGCCUGUGGUGGAAGUGAUCCAUGCAUUGGAUCAGGUUCCCAGGUUGCUAGCCAGGGAACUUAUGGAACGUUGGGUGCCAUUGUCAAAAGCAGGACAGGAAAAAAGCAAGUUGGUUUCUUAACUAAUCGGCAUGUUGCAGUUGAUCUUGACUUCCCAAGUCAGAAGAUGUUUCAUCCAUUGCCCCCUAGUCUUGGACCAGGGGUAUAUUUGGGUGCUGUUGAAAGGGCUACAUCAUUUGUCAAUGAUGAUCUUUGGUAUGGCAUUUUUGCUGGAACUAACCCAGAGACAUUUGUUCGUGCUGAUGGCGCCUUCAUUCCUUUUGCUGAAGAAUUUAACAUGGCCAAUGUGACCACAGCAGUGAAGGGUGUUGGUGAAAUUGGCGAUGUUCAUGAAAUAGACAUACAGGCUCCUAUUGGCAGUCUCGUCGGAAGGCAAGUUGUAAAAGUGGGAAGGAGCUCCGGAUUAACAACUGGAACAAUAAUGGCCUAUUCUCUGGAAUACAAUGAUGAGAAAGGGGUAUGUUUCUUUACCGAUUUUCUUGUUGUCGGAGAGAAUCAACAGACUUUUGACCUUGAAGGUGAUAGUGGGAGCCUUAUCCUAUUGACAAAUCAAAAUGGUGAGAAACCCCAGCCUGUCGGUAUUAUUUGGGGCGGGACAGCUAAUCGAGGUCGGUUGAAAUUGAAAAUUGGGCAGCCCCCAGAAAACUGGACCAGUGGAGUUGAUUUAGGGCGUCUUCUUGAUACCCUCGAACUUGAUCUUGUCACUUCUGCAGAAGGGCUUCAAGCUGCGCUGCUAGAACAUUGCAAUGCAACAGCAGCAAGAGCUGACUCAAUCGUUGGAACCCUUGAGAGGACCAACACAAAGCAUGAAGAUAACUCUGAGCUACUUCCUCCAAGGAUUCUGCAUGUUUUGGACAAUGAUGGUUCUCAUCAGGGCUUAGCGCCUCCAACAAUUGGUAACGAGUUUCACAUUGAAUGUGGCUUUGAGGUGGGUCCCAGUGUAGAGCACCAGUUCAUCCCUUAUUUUUCUUGCAAAUCUCUUUUGAACACCGAACAAGGGGAAAUGACAGACUUGAAAAGCCUAUCACGGUUAAGAGAUGAACCUGAAGAUCUGGCUGUUUCUUUACAGUUAGGCGAACGUGCAACUAAGAGAAGAAAGCAAUCCGACUCUCCAACCUGUUGAUUUUCUACAAAGCACGACCGCCUCUAGACUUUCCUUGUCUUAUUAGUCAGAGAAGUAUAAACCACUUCCCUCAACACUCUGAUCCUCAGAUGAGAGGUACAUUACAUUUGUAGUAUCCAGUUGGCAGGUGGAACCGAGUCUUGCACUGGGAAUUCUCACUAUUUUUCACCCCUAUUUUUUGUGAAAAGGUUGAAGCUAUUGAUAUUUAUGCGAGUUAUAUAAAUGUGAGAGGCUAAUGGUAGAUAUUACUUGUAAUAGUUAUGUUUGUAUUGUUGCACCUGAAGCCCUUUGUACGGAGAUGAAAUUAUGUAAAGCGGUAUUCCGCAGAGUGUAUAUGAGGAAGCAAUAAUCUACUAAAUCUUGUUC